AUGCGGACAAGGUAUAUGGAGAGGACAAAUUCAACGAGUGGGAGAGGAAAAAGGACCUUGGAGAGUGGUGAUGAUGAAGAGCAGCAACCUGAUAAGAAAAGACCUGCUUUAGCUAGCAAGAUGAUAUUGUGUCCUAUAUCAACGAGGGCACUGUUCAUAAGUUGCAGUAGUGAGACCAACUAUGCGGAAUACACCUACAGAGACCUUGAGAGAGAAUCCUAUUGGCCUUCUAAGAAGCUCCGGAUUUGCAUUACGAGAGCUGGUGGAUUCAUUGCCUCACAUAUCGACUUGAAGCAGGUUUUAAGAGAUCGUUAA
Fraxinus pennsylvanica is the source of this 315-nucleotide messenger RNA. The record is from the annotation of a GenBank genome assembly. Lineage: Eukaryota; Viridiplantae; Streptophyta; Magnoliopsida; Lamiales; Oleaceae.